CUAAAAUGUAUUUUUAAAGUCACCAACAGCUGGCGCAGUCAGAUAUCGGACGUCUAGCGACUGGCAGAUCUGACUGAACCUUUGUUAUAUUUCGACAACUUCAGUACUGUAGUACUGUAAUGUAUUAUUGAGGACAUUUGAAUAAAGAAAUAUCCUGUACAACCUGCAUAGAAAUCAACAACUACCACAUGAAAUACCAUGGAAAAGCUGCCUUUUAGGUCAGGCAGAAGAGGGACUCAUAAUGGUCAAAAUGAAAAUGGACAACAUGAAAAUGGACAUGGACAAAGAGGACGAGGACGAGGAAGGUUGCAGGGAGACAGAGUGAGAGAGCAAGAGGUCAGAAGAAGAGCACAAAGUCAGGAGCACAGUCAAAGAGAUGCAGACAGACAGAGAGGUGGCGCGAGAGGAGGAGCGAGAGGAGGAGGGAGAGGUGGUCAUAGAGGGGGAGGUGCUGAAAGGCUGAGAUUUGGAGGAGGCAGAAAUGAACAGCCAGGUGGUGCUGAAAGACAAGUAAUGAGAGCAGGGGCAGAAGGAACUGGUGCAAGGAGAGGAGGACACAAUGGAGACAGAAGGGAAGGCAGAGAUGGGACAGAUCCAAGUCCCCGUAAACUGGGUUAUAAAACACUGGAAGACCUCUCCAAACAGGAACCCUCUGUUGUGGCCAUUACGCUCUCCUCAAAUCCUGGCUUUCGAGCGCUGCUUGGUGAGACACCAAUGAGACCAGACCUUGUCCAACUUAUCUGCUUGGUGGUGAGCAAAGCCUUCACUUCAAGGACAGACAGAGGCACCCUGCAGCACCUGGCUAACAUCAUAAAAGAGUCAAAGUUCUUAAGCAUCACCCUGCUUCACUAUGUGGGAGGCAUGAUGUCUGACUCCAACCAGACCCGCAGAGCACAAUUCCCACAGCAUCUGGAAUACAUCACAGCCAUUCUUUUAGAGGUGCUUAGUAUCUUCCCCGCAAGCUCUGUCAAUACAGUGAAUAUGUUAGUGACUUUGCUCCAAGCCUCUAUAAACACCCUGAGGGCAUCAGGUGUAGACUUCCUGCCUAAAGUAGAGGAAAAAAUGGAAACUCUCACGGGUCUAAUAGCUCAUCUCCAGGAGAAAUCGAGGGAAGGUACCCUCCGUACAGACAAGGACACUUAUGGUCUUCUGACUAAUGUUGAUGAUAACGAAGGUGAAGAACAGGAAGAUUUCAGAAACAUACCACUCUACCCAACUCCUGAGGAGUUCCAUCAGAACCACAAACCAUUUCUCAGACAAAACCUUACUUCCCGAAGAUACACAAACACCCACCUUUACCUUGAUACACACUUCCGGCUGCUUAGGGAGGACUUUGUGCGACCGCUUCGUGAGGGAAUUCAACAGUUGCUCCAGGACCAGAUGGCCAUGGGAAGGAACGAUAACCCAUUGAAGAAGAAGCGCUUUGAUGACAUUCGUGUGUAUUUUUCCACAUAUCUGGUGGUGCCCAAGUGCACACACACUGGUCUUGCCUACAUUGUCCAGUUUGAUGUUCAGCCACUUAAGUUUGUGCGAUGGCAGAACUCUAAGAGGCUGCUCUUUGGUUCCCUGGUCUGUCUGUCAUAUGACAACUUUGAGAGCUUCUUGUUUGCCACAGUGUCUGAUCGGGAUCCAAAAUACUUGGAGAAAGGGCAGGUCCAGAUUACCUUUACAGAGGAAAGUAGGGUGAAGUUGGCCAGAAUACAGAAAAAUCAGUUGUUUCUGAUGGUUGAGACGACUGCAUACUUUGAGGCUUAUCGAUAUGUUUUGGAAGGCUUAAAGGAGCAAACUGAGGAUGAUUUGCCCUUUCAGAGAUACAUUGUGGAGUGUUCCACUGAUGUGCUACCACCAGCAUACCUACGAAGACGGGAUGUUUAUGACCUCUCAGAUGUUGCCAAACCUGAACACAAAAACAGCAUAAGGCCCUUUAACAGCCUGGAUGUAGAUGCCUGGCCUGACAUGGAAGAAUUGGGCUUGGAUGAAUCUCAGAUGAAAGCCUUUCAGCUUGCCCUCACCAAGGAAUUGGCAAUCAUACAAGGACCACCCGGCACUGGAAAAACCUAUGUUGGGCUAAAGAUUGCUCAGGCUCUGUUGACCAAUAAGGAUCUGUGGAACAACACCAAUUCAGCUCCAAUGCUGGUUGUAUGCUAUACUAAUCAUGCUCUGGAUCAGUUCCUAGAAGGAAUUCACAAAUUUCUGAAGAAUGGCAUUGUGCGAGUAGGAGGUCGCAGCAACAGCGAGAUUCUGAAACAGUUCAAUCUGCGUCAGCUGACCCACUCACAGCAUUUCAAACGCACUCUACCGACACACCUUCGUACUGCAUACAAUCAGAUCUAUCGGCAACUGUGUGACGAGGAAAGGGCAAUCAAAAGCCAAAGCUUGAAGUUAGAGUGUUCUCUCAAAGGUGUGAUGCGUGAAACCUUCCUCCAGAGAUUUAUGUUAGAAAGACAUUGGAUGAAUCUCAACUCCCCCCCUAUGGAGGAUGGCUUUGAGAUAAAAAAAAAACCCAAUCUGAUGAUGGAGUGGUUGGGUUUGGGAUCGACUCCCUUCCAGCAGAGGGAGUCGGAGACUGCAAAUGGAAACGAAGCAGAGGAAGCAAUGGAGGAGGAAGAAGACCUCAUUGAAAUUGAAGAGGAGGCUGAGUUGAUCCAAGCAGAGCGGAUGAUUGAAGAUGGCUGGACAAUUGGUCCCAGAGCUGGCAGAGAUGACAAAAAGAAAAGGAACAUGGAGGAGGAUGUCAGGAAAGUGGAAGAACUGAUGCUGGCUAUGAACCUGGACAACGUUGACACAAGGGCUGAGCAGAAUGAAAAAGUCUGGGAGGUGCAAAAGCACCAAAGGAAAAAGAUGAAGCAAAAAGUCAGACACGAGCUUGGGCUGAGCUCGGAUAUGACUGACCAGCAGGAGGAGAAUGUUUUUGACGUUUGGAGUCUUAAUCUGAAAGACAGAUGGAGACUUUACCGGUUGUGGGUUUCGCGCUACAGAAUAGAGGUCCGUACCAAAGCCCUGGAGUCUGAGGAGGCAUAUCAAAACGCAGUGGACAGAAUGGCUGAUGUUAAACGACAGGAGAACCUUCAUGUCCUCAGGGAAGCAACGGUUAUUGGCAUGACAACAACUGGGGCAGCCAAGUUCCGUAAAGCUCUGCAGGAAGUACGUCCGUGUCUUGUGAUUGUUGAAGAGGCUGCAGAGGUUCUGGAAGCCCACACCAUCACUACACUGAGCAGAGCCUGCCAACACCUCAUCCUCAUUGGAGACCACCAGCAGCUGAGACCCAGUGCCACAGUUUUUGAGCUUGCUAAAAACUUCAACCUGGAAAUGUCCAUGUUUGAGAGGCUGGUGAACAUGGAACUGCCUUUUGUGAGACUUAACUAUCAGCAUCGUAUGAGGCCGGAUAUUGCUCGUCUUCUGACCCCACACAUUUACUCUGCAUUGGAAAACCAUCCCUCUGUAUUUGAGUAUGAAAACAUCAAGGGCCUGAACACAAAUCUAUUCUUUUUGGAACACAACCACCUAGAGGAAGAGAUCAAAGAUGGAAAAAGCCAUCAGAAUACUCAUGAGGCAAAGUUUGUUGUUGCUCUGUGCCAGUACCUCCUCCUCCAAGAGUACAAACCAGAACAAAUUACAAUACUUACAACCUAUACUGGCCAGCUUCACUGCUUGCGGAAACAAAUGCCUGCCAGUGUCUUCUCCGGGGUCAAAGUACAUGUGGUAGACAAGUAUCAGGGCGAAGAAAAUGACAUUAUUUUGUUGUCUCUUGUACGUAGCAACCCGCAAGGAAAAGUUGGUUUUUUGAACAUUCCCAAUCGGGUCUGUGUAGCUUUGUCACGUGCUAAGAAAGGACUUUACUGUAUUGGCAACAGUGGGAUCCUUAGCACGGUUAAACUGUGGAGCAACAUCUUCCACACCUUGAGGGAGAAGGAGCAGGUUGGAAGAGCUCUGACGCUGUGUUGCCAGAAUCAUCCAAAUCGACAGAUCAAGGCUUCCAAAGCGGAUGAUUUCAAUGAUGCACCUGAGGGGGGAUGCACCCAACCUUGCGAGUUUCGUUUGGAUUGUGGCCAUGUUUGUACUAGAGCCUGUCAUCCUUAUGACCCAGACCACAAGGAGUUUAACUGUACCAAGAAGUGUGAGAAGAUCUUAUGUAAUGAGGGACACAAGUGCACACUUACAUGUCAUGAAAUAUGUCCAAAGAAAUGUCCGGUGAAGGUUGAGAAGAUCAUACCUCAGUGUCAGCACACACAAAUGGUUCCUUGCCACCAGGAUCCAGGGACAUUUAUAUGUGGGGAGCCUUGCAUGAAGCUGCUUCCCUGUGGACAUCGCUGCGAUUCAGUCUGCGGACGCUCUUGCAGCACUAGGUGCAUAGUGACAGUCACAUUAAAGCUUCGUUGUGGACACAACCAGCAAGGACCAUGCUUUUACAAAACAAGCACAGAGCAGCCUGAAUGUAAGGUGCCAUGUAAGCACCAGUUAAAAUGUGGACAUGACUGUCACGGUACGUGUAGCAAGUGUUACCAGGGGCGCUAUCACGCCCCCUGCCCUCAACGAUGUGAACGUCUUCUGAUCUGCUCUCACAAGUGUACAGAACCCUGUACCCGUGAUUGCCCACCCUGUCGGAAACCCUGUGAGAACUGCUGUGUUCACAGUAAGUGUAAGAGGGAGUGUGGCCAAUCAUGUGCUCCUUGCAUUGAGCCCUGUAACUGGCAAUGCCCUCACCAAAGCUGCAGUAAGCUUUGCCACGAGCCAUGCGAUCGCCCACCAUGCACUGAACCUUGUAGAAAGACCCUAGAUUGUGGCCACCCAUGCAUUGGUCUUUGCGGAGACAAAUGCCCAACCAAAUGUCGCUUUUGCGACCAUGAUGACGUCUUAGAGAUUUUCUUUGGCACUGAAGAUGAACCCGAUGCUCGUUUUAUUCAGCUCGAGGACUGCGGACACAUCUUUGAAUCCACAGCUAUGGACCAGUGGAUGUCUGAAGUCAACCAAGGACCUGAAGAACAGCAGGUAGCAAUAAAGCUAAAAGAAUGUCCCAGGUGUAAAACUCCAAUACGUAAGAAUCUGCGCUAUGGAUCACAUGUCAACCGCAGUCUGGCUGAGAUAGAGAUGGUAAAGAAGAAGAUAAAUGGAAGAGAGUCUGAUAUUGUGGAACAAAGAAAGAUUCUUAAAAAUCAGUGGGUUGAAAAUCAGAAAAUUUGUCAAAUAUAUAUACCAAAGGAGGAUAAUGAGAUCCAAGCAAAACUUGAAAAAACUUACCUCACGGCAAGUGAUCUGUGGAUCCUGGAGAACAAGAUUGAUUUUCUGAUAAGAGUUGCGAAACUUCUAAAAGUUCGAAACAAAAAAAUGUUAUUCACAGAUGGUUACAAGUUUCGACAGGGUGUCAAUCAGUUCAUGUCGUGGCUCAAUAACACAAGCCAAAAAUUCACAGAUCAACAAGUCUUUGAUUUGCAGAGAGAGCUACAGAGACUCAACUUACUGGCUGAACUCAAUGUCCGCUGUCACAUUGCAGAUACAAAAGACCAGAUGAGGAAAAUGCAGUCUGAAGUUCAAGAAAUCAGACAUGCUUUGGAAAUGCCUGGCCAGUUCACUGAUCAAGAUCAGCUAAAUGUGAAAGAAGCCCUGAAGAGUCUGGAUGAAAAAUUUCCAGCCACAGGCUUAGGGAUCAGUGAGGAAGAGCGAAAGAUGAUUGUCUCAGCAAUGCGAAUGCCUCCGGGCCACUGGCACAAAUGUCCCAAUGGCCAUGUCUAUGUCAUUACAGAGUGUGGAGGAGCUAAUCAGAGAGCAAAAUGUCCUGACUGCAAAGCAUCUAUUGGUGGAGAAAACCAUACAUUGGACAGUGGCAACAGAGUUGCCACAGAAAUGGAUGGAUCCCAGCAUAGUGCCUGGUCUGAAGCUAAUAAUCUUCUGAACUUUGACCCACAUGACUUCUAAAAAGCAGUGUCACAAACUUCACAUAUUGUAUUUGCUCACAUGAGAAAAACUUUUUAAUACUUGUAUUAAGAUCAAUGUUAGAUAAGGUAAUAAAUAGUCUUCACAAAAGUCAAUGAAUAAUUCACAAUCUAGCAUUAUUCUUGCAUGAAAUUUAUUUCUGAAAAAAACAUGUCUUUAGGUUUUAAUUUUUUUGCAUGUUUUAAAAUGAUGAGAAAUGCAUGGGGUAGCAUUUUAACAUUUGCUCCUGCAAAAUCAUAAGUUGUUUUGUUUUAAGAAUAUGCAUUUAUAUAAGUUGCUUUACAAGAGAUGAAUGAAACAUUUAAUGCGGGAGUGUAAAGGAUGAUUUUUAUUAUGUCAGUAACAUCUGUCAUGUACCCAAACAAUAGGUGGCAGCAGAAUACUGUACAACAAAAAAUGUAUACAUAGAAAAGUUGUUAAGCAUGUUUGUUCAUAUAAAAUAAAAUAAAAAAUUGAUUCAUGUAAUUUGUGCUUUCUUUUCUAUGUAUUAUGUUCUUGAAUAAAAAUUAUUUUCUGA
Gambusia affinis (western mosquitofish) is the source of this 6448-nucleotide messenger RNA. RefSeq names its product zinc finger, NFX1-type containing 1 (gene znfx1). The transcript is spliced from 19 exons. Gene Ontology annotation, molecular function: zinc ion binding; helicase activity. Lineage: Eukaryota; Metazoa; Chordata; Actinopteri; Cyprinodontiformes; Poeciliidae. The record is from RefSeq and is a predicted model, not a curated record. Gene Ontology annotation, biological process: regulatory ncRNA-mediated heterochromatin formation. Gene Ontology annotation, cellular component: nucleus; nuclear RNA-directed RNA polymerase complex. Bases 199 to 5913 code for a protein of 1904 amino acids.